GGUCCAACGGCUAGUUCGGUAUAUUCCCAUUCGGUCCCAUCUGAAGAACGCCACCGACCUCACCCUUUUACAGCUCGAUCGGCUCCGCCAUGGUCGUUCUCAUCUUCCUUCUCUCUCUUCACCUUUUUCUUCCCUUUAAAAUCUCUCUUUCUAUCUCAUUCAUGACCACCCAGCUUCCCUCUCUCCCCCAACCCUAGAGAUCGAUUCUCAGUAAUCUGAAAAAUGCACAGAAAAAGAUCUCUCCUUUUCCAGAAAGUCUCGAGUCUCUUGAAGACUCCCCUGUUGGUCCCCAAACUCAGAAAACCCAUCAUUCCCAAGCUUCUCUUGCUCAAGCGAUUCAAGAAACGCAAGGACUUCAAGCUUCUCAUGCAUUACAACAACGGCUUCCACGGUGAGUAUCAGUUCUCGCCUUCGAGCACCCCCCUCAUUCGAUUCCAUCGAACAGAGCGCGUCAAGAACAGAGUAGACUACAGAGAUUUAUGCUCCUUGCUGUUUCUGGUUCGGUGUUUGGGUGAUUUCAGAGCUGAAGUUAAGGGCUUUAAUGGCGGAUUUGGUGAGAGGCAGCUUGAGGAAGAUCUGUCGGUUCCCGCCACCGGAGAUGGGGAAGAGGACUUGUGUGAGCCGUUGGAUUCAGAUGACGGAGAUGAGUCGGUUGAUCAGAAGGCUGAGAGGUUCAUUGAGAGAUUCUAUCGGGAGAUGAAGCUGCAGAGGCAAGACUCCAUUUAAUCAUUACGUCAAUGAUUUUUCUCUUUUUAAAAUAGUUUAUUCAUUAUUUGAUUUUGUUUGGUUCUCCGCAAUUAUAUUUUUAUUUUUUAUAUAUAUAAUUGCGGAGUUGGUUUCGUAUAUUUUUUUUAACUCUAUUUUUAUCAUGAAAUUGUGUUAUUUGUGGUACAAUAAUGUUGCUCUGAUGCUUAAAGGGGUAGUCGAAUUCAAUAUUAUUUUUGUUGGAUUUUU
Prosopis cineraria is the source of this 954-nucleotide messenger RNA. RefSeq lists its product as uncharacterized. The transcript has a single exon. The record is from RefSeq and is a predicted model, not a curated record. Lineage: Eukaryota; Viridiplantae; Streptophyta; Magnoliopsida; Fabales; Fabaceae. Bases 223 to 726 code for a protein of 167 amino acids.